Sinocyclocheilus grahami is the source of this 1194-nucleotide messenger RNA. It is a transcript of the gene lyar, whose product is annotated as Ly1 antibody reactive homolog (mouse). Gene Ontology annotation, biological process: rRNA processing; negative regulation of transcription by RNA polymerase II. Bases 183 to 1124 code for a protein of 313 amino acids. Gene Ontology annotation, molecular function: DNA binding. Lineage: Eukaryota; Metazoa; Chordata; Actinopteri; Cypriniformes; Cyprinidae. The record is from RefSeq and is a predicted model, not a curated record. Gene Ontology annotation, cellular component: nucleolus. The transcript has 10 exons.
CUGUUUCCUGUUUCCUGUUUCCGUUCAGAGCGGCACCGCGUGUUUCAAGACGCUCGCGUGUUUUAUCUCCGUUAACACCGCAGACUCGCUCACGGAGUGAUAUAUUAACGCGUGUGAAGCCGCUGCUCUUCAUCAGAGAGUCACAGAUCCGCUGUAUUGAGGAUCAGCUGCAGGGCUUCAGGAUGGUGGUCUUCACGUGUGGCGCCUGCGGUGAGUCUCUGAAGAAAGCUCGAGUGGAGAAACACGUGCUGAAGUGCCGCGCCUGUCAGGUUCUGUCCUGCAUCGACUGCAGCAAAGACUUCUGGGGUGAUGAUUACAAGAACCACAACAAGUGCAUCAGUGAAGACCAGAAGUACGGCGGUAAAGACUUCCAGGCGAAGGUGAAUAAGGGUGAUGUGAAGCAGCAGCAGUGGAUUCAGAGGAUCCAGCAGGCCAUGGAGCAGCCCGACGUUGAUCCCAGCGUGUGGAAGGUCCUGCAGAUGGUCAGCACUCAUGAUAACGUGCCGCGCAAGAGAGCCAAGUUUGAGAACUGGAUGAAGAACUGUCUGAAGAUCUACACCCCGUUUUUACUGGAGAAGGUCUGGGAGAUUUGCUCAACCGACAGCAACAGCAACCAUCAGACGGCGAAUGAACGCAAGAACGACGGCGCUGAGACGAAGGAAAACAAGAGAGAUGAGCGGAAAAAUAAGAAGAGCAAGAGAAAGACUUCAGAGGAGCAGAACGGAGAGAAAACAGACGAGAAGCAGAGGAGAAAAAAGAGGAAACGAGAGGAGAAUGGACAGAACGCUGAUGAAAAGAGCAGCAAAAAACAGAAGAAAAGAAAACAGGAGGAGUCUGGCGAGAGUCUGAAUCCGGAGGGGGAGGAGCCAGAGAACCAGGAGUCUGAAUCCAACUCUACAGGGAAGUUUAACUGGAAAGGGACGAUAAAGGCGCUUCUGAGAGACGCUCCGGAGGACGGCCUCGCUGUCAAGAAACUCCGCAAGAAGGUUUUAGCGGCGUAUCACUCGUUCACUGGAGACUCAAACUUCAGAUCGGAAGAGGAGCUUCUGUCUCUGUUCAACAGAAAGAUCAACAACAACCCCAAGUUUAAGAUCCUCAAAGACAGAGUCAGACUGCUGAAAUGACGGACGCUGUUCAUCAUCAUCAUCAUCAUCAUCAUCUCUAGCUGUAAUAAAUGCUGCGAGUGAACCUGUC